AUGGAAGCAAAAUUCCAUAGCCUGAUAUGCAGCCCUCAGAAAGCUCCUCUUAUGCUUCAAGGAUCAGUUUAUCCUGAAAUAUGUUACAGAGGAGAAAUGGAAAGAUUCUUUGAAAAACGGCGGAGGCCCGGGCCGUGGCCUCCCGCCGCAUCCCCGCACCUCCCCCGCCCCCCGGCUGCGUUCGGGCUCCCCCCGCCGCGCCGGGCACGGAGGUCGCGCGCUUGCGUGUUGCGGCCAGAGCGCCCGACCCGGAGACCGGCCCCAGAAAACGCCGAGCGAGUAGGGGGCGGCGCGCAGGAAGGGAGGAGGACCAGGGGCGUGCGGGGUUGGUGGGCGUUCGCGGGUGGAGACUUAGAAGAUGUGACGCCGCGGCCCUGCUGCUGGCAGACCAGCGAACGCUGUGCCCGCGGUUGCAAAAGGAUCCCCAGCGCUGCAGCUUCGGGAGGCGGCCCUCCCGAGAGCGGCGGCCGCGAGACACCCAGCCCUCACCCCCAGCUCCCGGGUCGCUCGGCUCCCCGCGCUCUAGGGCCGGCGGAGAGGGAAGCGCGGAACAGCUUGAGGCUGGGGGCCCGCGGGCGCGGCCGCGUGACGCGGGGAGGGAGGCUGGGGGGCCGGGGCCGGGGCCGCGCCCCGGAGCGCGUCCGAGGCCGGGGCCGGGGCGCGGCGACUCCCCGCGCGGCUCCAGGGACUCGGGGACCCCGGCCGGGCGCUGGCAGGGCCAUGGCAGCCGGGAGCAUCACCACGCUGCCCGCCCUGCCGGAGGACGGCGGCAGCGGUGCCUUCCCGCCCGGCCACUUCAAGGACCCCAAGCGGCUGUACUGCAAAAACGGGGGCUUCUUCCUGCGCAUCCACCCCGACGGCCGAGUGGACGGGGUCCGCGAGAAGAGCGACCCUCACGUCAAACUACAACUUCAAGCAGAAGAGAGAGGGGUUGUGUCUAUCAAAGGAGUGUGUGCGAACCGUUACCUUGCUAUGAAGGAAGAUGGAAGAUUACUGGCUUCUAAAUGUGUUACAGAUGAGUGCUUCUUUUUUGAACGAUUGGAAUCUAAUAACUACAAUACUUACCGGUCAAGGAAAUACUCCAGUUGGUAUGUGGCACUGAAACGAACUGGGCAGUAUAAACUUGGACCCAAAACAGGACCUGGGCAGAAAGCUAUACUUUUUCUUCCAAUGUCUGCUAAGAGCUGAUCUUAAUGGCAGCAUCUGAUCUCAUUUCAUAUACCUCAUGAAAGAAGAGGUAUAUUUUAGAAAUUUGUUGAUGAAAGAAAAAGAAAAAUGUAUACAGCUAUCUGCUCAGUUUAGGUAACUGGUCAGACAGCCUUUUAUCUAACAGUAAAAUAUUUAACCAUUGCCUUAGUUAAAACAACAACAAAAACAAAAAUUCCUGGAAAAUGCAUAGACUUCCACUUUUUAGUGGAUAGGCAUUUGCCUUUAUCCAGUGAAGCUUACUUACAGCUACAAUCUUUUUCAUACAUUUGCUUCAUUUGAAAAGAGGCUUUUAAAAUGUGCAUACGUACAAACAAGUUUUCUUCACGGCAAUCAUAGACAUUAGAAAAUUUAAGUCAGAUAUUUAGUUAACCCAAAUGUCCACUACUUCUUAUAAUAUGGCACACAUUAAUCUACAGGUACAAUUUAUUUAAACAUUUUAAAACCAUGUAAAUAUAAAUUUAAUCCAUGCCUGUCAUAGUUUUAUAACUGUCUGGCAGUUCCUUGUGAUAGAUUUUAUAGAACAAGCCUGUGUAAACUGCUGGAAGUUCUUCCAUGGUCAGAUCAAUCUUGUCAAACCCUUCUCUGUAUCCAUAGAGCAGCAGCCUAGCGACUCUGCUGGUGAUCGGAGUUGUAUUUUCAGUCUUGACUAGGUCACUGAGAUCCAUCCACUCACACCUUAAGCAUUCACGCUGGCAAAAAUUUAUGGUGAAUGAAUAUGGCUUUAGGCGGCAGAUAAUAUACAUAUCUGACUUUCCAAAAGCUCCAGGAUGGGUGUGCUGUUGCCGAAUACUCAGGAGGGACCUGAAUUCUGACUUUAUACCAGUCUCUUCAAAAACUUCUCGAACUGCUGUAUCUCCUACAUAGAAGAAAAUGUACAAAUCAAUAAGGAUCACAUUUUUAGGAAUUUAAUCAUCAAAGAUUUUCAAGAAGCAUUUUCUAAACGCUCAAAAAGCACAACUUUACCCUAAGAAGAUAAAGUUUUCAAUGUAAACUCUUUGCCUUCUGGACAUCCUGAAGUACCGAAGUAUUUUCUUACCAAUGUAUACCUAAGAAGCUUUUGAAAUAUUGAAUAUUUCUUUGGCUGCUACUUGCAGGCUUAUUACCCACUUAUAUAUAUAUUUUGGGAGUCACAUUUUAAAAAAUUCUUCCUGCUUUAUUUCCCCAAAGGUGAAAACAUAGGUUGCAAAGCUGCAGAUACUAUUCCUAUGUAUUUUUUUCAUUAUUAUCCUCUUCCUGAUUACCCAUUAAAACUGCCUAAAUUUAUAAACAUCAGAAUUGAGAAAAAGUGAUCCAUUCUUCUUUAUAAAAGUCUGGAGAGCUACAGAAUGUACUGAACUAUGAAAUGAUUCAACUCUCCCCUGGUCUCUCCUGGGACUGUCAAGCCUCUGAAAGUCAUAGAGCAGACUCCUUUAUAACCAUUUUGUUAUGCUCUUGUAGUUAUCCUGUGAGUGGAAUCCCACCAUGGUUAAUUUUUGGCAUUUUCUUUGUUUCUUGCAAUUUCAAAGAACUUGGAUUCAUUCCUCCAACAGUAAAAUGCUACAGUCAUUUCAUCAGAAGUUUUCAAAAAACUUGCAAUUUACAGAAUUUUAUAAUACAACUAGGGUUUUCACAUUUUAUAAGGUUGAUUUUUCAAUAAUAUGCAAAUUUCUGGGACAGGAUUUUUAUUGCCAAUAACUUAUUUUUGUGGCUGCUUUUUCUAAAUAUCCAGAUGAACCUCCUACAUGGGAUUUCUCUAAUUUUGUGAUGCUCUGUCAUUGUCUCCCUAAGUGUUUUACGAGAAGCCCCUAAAAAAGCUGCCUUCCUUGCCUAUUUGCUGGGAAGCUUCACAAUAGCCACAGGUACAAAUUUUUGUUCAACUACCCUUUAAUGCCUCCAUUUUCUUGUUUGUCAAAUUGUCAAUUAUAUUUGUCUUCUUAGUAGUCCUACUAGUGAGGAAUAGGCAAGGAAGAGCAAGUCCUUGAAAGAAAAAAAAAUGUCUCAAUGUUUUUUCUGAUAAACAGCUCUGGAAAUAUGCACAGGAAAAGUGUUUAAUAUAUGAGACAUUUGUCUGCCAUACUUGAAUUAUAUGUGGACUUCCCUUAUAAUUGAGAUUUGCCUUAGGUCAAACAUGGUUAGAAAUUAUAUUUUUAAACUGAAAACAUAAAAGAAGAAUUCAUGUUAAGAAAAGGAAAACUUGCCUUAAUAAGAAAGAUAAUUUUUAGUAUACAUGUUUGUUAUUAAAUUUGUUAAAGAUUGUGGCAGUAGUCUUAAAUUUCACAUGUCACUUGCUGAUCUGACUUAAAAAUUGUUUAAAUGUUUAUUUUUAUUCUUUAAACACUUUGAAAAAUGACCAUGGGGGUCUUGUUUAGCUGUUAGCAACACUAAUCAAGAGUUUGGCAUUUAGUUCCUGAGUCUGGCCUGUUGGUGUGUUAUGGAAGCACAGGACGGGGCUGAUGAACGAAAUCUGCCCUGCUCAGCAGUCACCACAGCAGUUGAUUCAAAAUUGGCGCUGCCUGGGUACUUUGAUCCAUUUAAUUUGAAUCCAUGAUAUUGACUAGACUAAAAACUGAAUGGGCAAAUAAGCGCUUUUGUAUCUAGAAGAACCCCUUCCAUCUUAAGAUUGAAAUCUCUUCUCCAAAGAUUUUACCAUGAAUUUAAAGAUUUUCUAUCUAGAUAAAGUGCUUUAUUCUCGUGUACCUUUAUUAUUUUAAUGUACUGUAAGCUAAAUUGAAAUAACUGUUUUAUAGGUUUGAAGAACAUAGGAAAAACCAAGAGGGUUUUGUUUUUAUUUUUGCUGGUUGAAAGAUAUGUUUAAAAACAUCAGUGUUUUGUUUCGUUAAAGGACAAUAAUGAAAUGGAAUUUAUAUUAUUUCUAUUUUCUAAUAUUUAAUAGGAUUAGAUUGAAAUAAAAUAAAAGGAAAAACUGUGCAGAAUAUGGGUUUUCCUGGUGUUUCCCUCUGACUCUGGUACACUGAUGAACUCUGAUCAGACCCCCACUGCUUUAAAGACCUUUGGCUAUGCAGGAAUGCUCUUCCUGUCAGUGGUAAUGAGAUUUUUUUUUCAGGAAGGCAGCUUCUCCAUUUUUAACCUUGUACAUGCAUUGUACUCUUAGGGUAUUAUAUUACGUGAAAACCUAAGGAUUGCAUUCUAUUUUGUAUAUGCCCCCUUAAUUUUUUUUUUAAGCACUACAGACAAUAGUGCUUCAUUUACCUAGUAGUAUCAAAGAAUGAAUGAUUCCAAACAAAUGUGCUUCUCAGUUAACUACUGUUUACUGCUUAAGAGCCAAUAUGAAUGUUUGCACAUUUGUGAUGGCAGUAUACCUAAAGUAUAUUACACACUUUCCUAAAAACAGAGCUUAAAGAAAAUAAUUUAAAUAAUUCCUGGAUGAUUUGGCUUCAUCAUUAAGAAUAAUCUAUUAUUGUACUGUUACAAAAUAGAAAUGCCCUCUAUACACAGUCUUCCAGAUCUCUACUGUCAGUUAUCAUUUCUAGCUGCUUUCAGGGUUUUAUCAGUUCUGAGGCAAAGCUUCAAUUUAUACUACUCCUAGGUAGUGUGGUGAAUGCCAAUUGCUGCUUUUUUCUUACUUCCACAUGGUGAGGUGUAUAUGAUCUCUGAAUAGGUGGGUUGUUGUGACAACCACAAACACACAAAAAAAGUAGUGAAUUCCUAAUAAUAUGGACUUGAAGUGUUCUGGAGUACACUCAAACCUCCAAUUAUACACAUUUGGCUUGGAAAUGUGUUUCUUCAUUUACAUUUAAAUAUAUCUGAAACUCAGACUAUCCAUAAAAACUCAAAUGAGGAAAGUCAAUUCAUUUGAGGAGGCAAGACUCAGAAGAGGAAGCUACACAAACCUUCUCCUGUAGACUGCUGUUUGCCCAGUAUCAAUUGGAUAAGGAUGUAAAACAUAAACUUAACUAGUUCACAUGAUCUCAUAUCACAUAAGGAUAGUGUGAGAUAAUCAGGAGUUCUAGAAUAAAUGCCCUUCUCUUUCAACACUUGCACCACUACAAAAUCCUUUUUAUUUCAACGGAAGGCCUAGCAAACUCUAAGCAAAAGGUCAGUAAGUACCUAAAAAACAAAAUUUGCUAUGGAUAUAUCUGAAUGUAGUGAAUUUACUUGUAGGAUAUUAGGAGUUGAUUCUAUACUAUGUAUAGGGCAUUUCUAAUUUGUGGAACAUUAAAAAAAAUCAUUUCAAGUAUAUAUAUAUUUAAAAUACUGAAAAAUAAUUUAGGACAUUGCCUUCAUAUAAAUGAUGGCUAAAGAGACUAGGGGACAUACAUAUUGAGGAAAAGUCACAGACAAAUAAUACUGAUAUGAAAUCAGUUGAUUUAUUAUGAUAGGGACUGCACUUGACCCAAUGGUUUAAGGAAUAGGUAGGAAAACUCAGUUUCUAUUCUUUUCUUCCUGUAAAAUCCUGACAUAAUGAGCUCAGUAAAUUGUUUUAGGAAGUUAUCUCUCAUUUCAGACUUUCUCAUAUGAGACAUUUUACUAUGUUUUGGCUUUCUGACUCUCCAAAAUAAACAGUAGAUAAAAUUUUCAUAAACAGAAGAAUUAUGUCACCACUGUUCUAUAAUUCACUUUAUAAAUAAUUCUUAUUUCACAAUUCAUUUAAAAGUUACUCUUCAUCCUUGUGUGAUAGAAUGCUCAAGAAUUUGUUUUAUCAUAGUUUAAUUCCGACAAUUUUAGUUAUAUUCAAAAUAACCCUUAAUGCUAAACUUGACUGAUGUACAUCCAAAGCUUCUCAUUUUCAAGCAAAUUAAUCUAGAAGCAGUCCUAAGCAGAAAAAUAGGUGUUAUGCUCCUAAUGGUAUUAUUUAUACAAUGAAAUAAGUUGUAAUAUUAGAAGUUUUGCUGCUAAUUUUAUAUCAUCCCUGAAGUAACUUCACUGAAAUUUUCUGACUUAGUCUAAACCAAUUAGAAAAGUUAAAAUCUUAUUCUCAGCUCUAGAGCAAGAAAGUAAACAUAUGAAUUUCCUCAACAUUUUCAAGUCAAUUAAAGAUAUGUAAAAUACACACCAAUAUCUUCUCCAGGCUCUGACAGGCCUCCUGGAAACUUCCACAUAUUUUUCAACUGCAGUAUAAAAUCAGAAAAUAAAGUUAACAUACCUUUUAUUCACUAACAUACACAAACACAGAUGCCACAAAAUUUACUCAUAAUUGGUCAAGGUGGUUGAGAAUUUAAUUUUUGGUAAUUACACGCAAAUUUUUUUCAGCUUCCUUCCUCACGCCUCCCUUCUUUUUAGGGGAAACUGGUGACUUGUGAAACCUUUUCCCACCUUUUUCUUCAGGAACUAGAAGUGGUUUUGUUUGGUUAAUGUGAUAAAUUCUGUAUGAGUGAAACAGUGGUGGGGGAAACAUCUACUGAAUUUGUGUAGUUAAAAAAAAUUUGCUGCUAGUUUAUUAAAAAAUAGAGGAAUCUUACUGAUGCUGCUAUAAAUAAGUAGAAAAUACAGUAUAAAUUUAAUCACUAAAGUAUGCUACUUUUAAUUUUCACAUUUACUUUCUGUAUUAUGUCUAAUCAGAUAUGUUAAUCUUAAGAUUUCUCUU
Messenger RNA from Mesoplodon densirostris (Blainville's beaked whale), 6733 nucleotides. It is a transcript of the gene FGF2, whose product is annotated as fibroblast growth factor 2. Gene Ontology annotation, cellular component: cytoplasm. Lineage: Eukaryota; Metazoa; Chordata; Mammalia; Artiodactyla; Ziphiidae. The record is from RefSeq and is a predicted model, not a curated record. Gene Ontology annotation, biological process: fibroblast growth factor receptor signaling pathway; regulation of cell migration; positive regulation of cell population proliferation. The coding region runs from base 1 to 1188 and encodes 395 amino acids. Gene Ontology annotation, molecular function: growth factor activity; fibroblast growth factor receptor binding. The transcript is spliced from 5 exons.